AUGUCCUACCUAAAAGUUCCACUCGAACAUCCACAACCUAAUAAACAACCAAUUCGCCAAAGGAGAAAUCAAAGUAAGAAUGAAUUAUACCGACAGGAUAAUGAUUACAUAAGGCCACAUGUAUUGUGUGAGUUGGGAUGGUCUCACCUAAUAUAUGCCGAAAUUAUUUCGGUUACAA
Acaulospora morrowiae is the source of this 178-nucleotide messenger RNA. Lineage: Eukaryota; Fungi; Glomeromycota; Glomeromycetes; Diversisporales; Acaulosporaceae. The record is from the annotation of a GenBank genome assembly.